This is a messenger RNA of Miscanthus lutarioriparius, 885 nucleotides long. NCBI's taxonomy places the organism in Eukaryota, Viridiplantae, Streptophyta, Magnoliopsida, Poales, Poaceae. The record is from the annotation of a GenBank genome assembly.
AUGGAUACCACUAAACAUGAUGAUGCUGGCACUUCUGGAAGUGGUGGGAGUCACACUGGUGGCUCUAGGACUGGUCUAUUCAGAACACCUAUUUCAGGUGGUGUGCACAGUGCAACCGCUGUUCAUGAUUUACCACCACCAGCUUUGGCCGUUCGCAACCUCAUGGAACAGGCAAGGUUUGCUCAUCUGUGCACUGUCAUGUCUCGGAUGCAUCACCGCCGUGAAGGAUACCCAUUUGGUUCUCUAGUAGAUUUUGCACCUGACCCUUUUGGCCAUCCAAUCUUCUCAUUAUCCCCGCUAGCCAUCCACACAAGAAAUUUGUUGGCAGACCCAAGAUGCACCCUUGUUGUACAGGUACCUGGAUGGAGUGGACUAUCAAAUGCACGAGUAACUAUCUUUGGUGAUGUCUUUCCGUUGCCCGCUGAACAACAGGAAUGGGCUCAUCAGCAGUAUGUUUCAAAGCACCAGCAGUGGGCAUCCCAACAGUGGGGUAACUUUUACUACUACAGAAUGCACACAAUAAGUGACAUAUAUUUCAUUGGAGGUUUUGGUACCGUUGCUUGGAUAGAUGUGAAUGAAUAUGAGGCUCUGCAACCUGACAAGAUUGCAAUGGAUGGAGGGGAACACAAUCUGAAGGAACUCAAUUCAAUGUUCUCAAAGCCUCUGAAAGAACUUUUAUCAACUGAUGAAGGAGAGGUAGACGAUGUAGCUGUUAUUUCAAUGGAUAGUAAAGGUAUCGAUAUCCGUGUUCGACAUGGUGCACAGUUCAACAUCCAGAGGAUAGCUUUUGAGGUGGAUCACAGCGUCGAAACACUGGAUGAAGCCACGGAAGCGCUUAGGAGGAUCAUCGGCAAGUCUAGGUGGCACACAAGAGCUCAAUUAUGA